Molecule: messenger RNA, 3879 nt
Organism: Saccostrea cuccullata (small rock oyster)
Lineage: Eukaryota; Metazoa; Mollusca; Bivalvia; Ostreida; Ostreidae
Product: aldehyde dehydrogenase family 16 member A1-like
Exons: 14
Coding region: 1-2487 (828 amino acids)
Molecular function (GO): oxidoreductase activity, acting on the aldehyde or oxo group of donors, NAD or NADP as acceptor
Source: RefSeq, a predicted model, not a curated record
AUGGCUGAAACUGCAGCGAAGUCCAAGAGCAACCCAAAUUCUGUCAAAGAAAUAUUUAAAACGAUGAGUUAUGGACCUGCUCCAGAAGCAGACAACGUUGUGAAGGCUUGGUUAGAUGACCAUAAUAAAGACUUUGGACUUUUUAUUGAUGGGAAAUGGGUGAAACCAGAUGGCAGAAAGAAGUAUUUAACAAAGAACCCUGCAACAGGUGAAGAGUUGGCAUGGACCACUCAAGCAGAGAAGCCAGACGUAGAGCUGGCUGUCAAGGGUGCUGAGAAAGCUUACCAAAGCUGGAGCAAUACCUCGCCCCAUGUCAGAGCAAGACACCUAUACAGCAUUGCCAGACACAUCCAGAAACACAUGCGUUUAUUCAGUGUCCUUGAGGCGAUGGACAAUGGUAAAACUAUCCGAGAGACCAGGGAUGCUGAUAUACCUAUUGUGGUCAGACAUUUCUACCAUCACGCUGGCUGGGCCCAGCUGAUGGACACAGAAAUGAGAGGGUGGAAAUCUGUCGGUGUAAUUGGUGCCAUUGUGCCAUGGAACUUCCCAUUAAUGUUACUGACGUGGAAGAUAGCUCCAGCCCUUGCCAUGGGUAACACAGUGGUACUGAAGCCUGCUACCUAUACCCGCCUCUCUGCUCUCCUAUUGGCUGAAGUUUGUGCGGAGGCGGGACUUCCACACGGUGUGUUCAAUGUUGUUACUGGUAGUGGUGCUAUGGGCAGUAUGUUAGCUGACCAUCCCUCUGUGGAUAAAGUGGCCUUUACUGGGUCAACUGGGGUUGGACAGACUCUGCGUCGCCUAACGGCAGGAAGUGGUAAGAAAUUGUCGUUGGAGCUGGGAGGGAAGUCGCCAGUGGUGGUGUUUGAGACGGCGGAUUUAGACAGUGCUGUGGAGGGAGUGGUGGAUGCCAUCUGGUUUAACCAAGGACAGGUCUGCAGUGCAGGUUCAAAGCUUUUGGUCCAGGAAUCAGUUUAUGAAAAAAUGGUGAAUAAACUGAAAGAGAGGCUGACCCACUUCCGUGUUGGGAACAGUCUGGAUAAAGCUGUGGACAUGGGGGCCAUAGUGGACGAAAGUCAGAGGAAGACCAUAGAGGAAUAUGUGGAGGAGGCCAGAAAGGAGGGGGCAGAGGUGUUCCAGAUAAAGGACAGUGUUCCCAGUGGAGGCUGUUUCUACCCUCCCACAAUGAUAACAAAUGUACAGACAGUGUCCAGAGUCGUAGCAGAAGAGAUAUUUGGCCCUGUCCUUGUGGUCCUGCCUUUCAGAACUGCCAAGGAGGCCCUGUCCAUCUCUAACAACACUAUCUAUGGCCUGGGUGGGAGUGUGUGGACAGAGAAUGUGCCCUUGGCCCUGGAGGUGGCCCUGGGUAUUAAGGCGGGCACUGUGUGGAUUAACUGCCACAACAUGUUUGAUGCAGCGGCCGGGUUUGGUGGAUACAAGCAGAGUGGAUUUGGUCGUGAUGGUGGAAAGGAGGGACUGUUUGAGUAUGUUCGUCCUGCGUGGGAAGAUAGACCAAGGCCAGGAAAAGUGGAGAUGGAUUUGAAAAACUUCAGGGCUACACUCCCACAAAGACCCACUUUUGAGAAUGUUGACAACAAACAAAUCAAAGUCAAUGGAGUGACCAUGCCAAGCAUAGACAGAACAUUUAAGAUGUACUACGGUGGAGGUCAGAAGAGACCAGAUGCCCCGUAUGUAAGACCUGUGAUAAACCCAGAGGGAAAGGUCAUAGGUCACGUGGGGGAGGGAAAUCGUAAGGAUGUCAGAAAUGCAGUGGAAGUUGCUCAUGCUGCUGCUCCUGGCUGGGGAAAGAGAGCAGCACACAACCGGGCCCAGAUAGUGUACUACAUGGCAGAAAACCUGGAGAUCAGACGAGAGGAAAUAGCGGGGAGGAUCCAGCAGAUGACGGGGCGUAAGUUAGAGGACUGCCUGACAGAGGUGGAUCUGUCUGUACAGCGUCUAUUUCACUGGGGAGCUUACUGUGAUAAAUACGGGGGAGGAGUGCAGGAAACGACUCUAUAUGGAGCCACUGUGAAGAUCCAUGAGCCGGUGGGGGUGAUUGGAAUAGCCUGUCCUGAAGAGUUUCCUCUACUCGGAUUUAUCUCCCUUUUUGCACCAGCUGUUGUCAGGGGCAACACCAUGGUGAUCAUUCCUAGUCAAAAAUACCCCUUGUCAGCAUUAGAUUUAUAUCAGGUGUUUGAUACAUCAGACCUACCUGGAGGUGUGGUCAACAUCCUGACCGGUGACAGAGACCACUUGACCAAGUACUUAACAGAACAUCAGGACGUCCAGUCACUGUGGUACUUUGGGUCAGCGGAGGGGUCAAAGUUCGUAGAGUUCACAUCCGCUGAGAAUGUCAAGAGAACAUGGGUGAAUUACGGCCUGGUGCGGGACUGGACUGACCCAGAACAAGGUCAGGGGGAGGAGUUUCUGUAUCACUCAGUACAGGUCAAAAACAUCUGGAUCCCCAUGGGAGACAUUUUUGCUAAUUAGUUAUAGACAUUGAAUGACUAUCGGGUGACUUCCAAACAACAGCAUAAUGGCCCGUCCAAAAAGUAGUGCUAUGUAUUAUUCUAGGGCUAUAUUUUUUAGAUUCUACAAUUUAACAAUCAAUAAUCAUUGAACAAUCAGGUAUUAAUGUUCUUGUUUAUAUUGGUAUUGUUAUAAGAUUCUCAUAUUUUAUAUAUGUAUGAGUGCAUGUUGUUGUACAUUUAUUUGUUUUACAAUAUGAUAAUAUGUAAUUUUAUUGUUGGUAGUAGGGUCAUAUCUACUUGAAUUUUACAAUUUUAUGUUUACAACUGUUUUGAGUUUCUUGUGAAGAUUGUUGUAUUUAUGCCCCUUCUAGUACACAUCUAUACAUUUUAUAAGCUUUAUCACCUGUACAAGUCAAAUAUUGGCAGCUGCUCCUGGCUGGAGAUCAGUGUUUGGAAACUUUUGCCUUCCCACUAUGUAUGAAAUAUAGACAAACAGUUAUCAAACUUAAAAUCCGUAGAAACAAAACAAAUUGGGAAGAGACCAAACAUGGACUUCUGAAAAGAUCAGAGGUGAGAUUAGGUGCCAUGGAGGAGUGAGCAUCCUUUCUCUACCAGUCACACCCACCACCAUGUGCUCCUUGUCAUGAAAAAAAAGAGUUAUGAAAAAAUCCUCUAGAAUAUCUUAAUAAAACUAAACAGUCAAUCAGUUCAAGUGUAGACACCUUGAUUUUUAGGUUGAAAGACUUUGUAAGCUGUUGUAUGGAAACUACUGUAUAGUAAAAUCUUUUACAGAUAAAUAGCUUAUGUUUACAUAUAAUAUUCAUGAACUAUAACAUCUUUCUUAGUUUUCAUUGUAUGCAUAAUCAUUUCCAAAUCAGUAGAUCUGUGUGUUUACUAAUGAAGAUGAUAUACAUGUACAUAACAUUUUUUCUCACAACUUAUUAAAAUGUUUCAUAUUGAGAAACAUAUCCAGUAUUACUUUGUGAUCUUAUUACCAGUAAUAUGAAUCCAUUUAGAUGUAUAUUUAUGUUUUAUAAAGGUCCCCUUGUGUGUUUUGAUUUUAGAUUCCAUCUAUUUGUUGACAAUUAUACAGUGUACAAGUACUGUAUAUCCAAUCUUGUUAAAAAUUAUCCCCAAGUUUGUUCUGAGAUAUAUAAGUAUGUCUAGCUUUAGGUACUAAUGUAUACAUGUAUAUAUAAGCAUGUUCCAAGUUACAGACAUAUGCUAGGCAACAAGACUUGUUAAUAGACGACAAAAUGUUUAAAAAAUUGAUUUAGAAUACUUAUGUUUAAAUGUCUUCAAAAAAUAAUAUCUUCAUCUAGUCUGUACAUGUUUGGAUUACUUCCUACAAUGUGUAAUUCUAGUUUGUGGCUUAUGAAAUCUGUAUAAUGAAAUAAAUUUGGCUAGCAGA